CGUCAUGGGACAACGCCACAAAUUUCAUUGUUCCUAACCCUGAAAGACAUUUUUGUCCCUUGUUUUAUACCUUUAAAAGCCCUUAAAACAUUUGUUCAAGGCCACAAAACGCCGGUUUCCCCACCGGUGGUUGAGGUGAGAACAUUUUAGUCUAUUCAGCCUUCAAAUUUGGGAAUAGCCACCUCGUAGCAUCUGUCAACAGUAAAAUAGCAACGUUUAUGCUGUGGCAGUGACCGGGCUUGUUCUUGUGGUUGGAGAAAAGGUAGUCAACCAACAAUGCCGACGACACUCAACAUGACGGAUGGAAUGCCCAUCUCCGAAAUAACGUUGCAUCGUGGUGAAACAGGUUUGGGCUUUAAUAUUCGUGGAGGAACAGACAUCCCACACUUCAAGGAAGACUCUGGUAUAUUUGUAACUAAGCUCAAAGAAGCCGGUGCUGCUUUCAGAGACAAGCGCUUGAAGGAGGGAGACAAGAUCCUUGAGGUUAAUGGCCACAAUAUCCAGUCUGUGACUCACAAUGAAGCCGUCCAGAUUUUCAUCACAGCUGGAGAAACAGUGACAAUGAAAGUGCAACACGGAGCCGAAGCGUUUGUUUUGAAAAAACUGGAAGACCGGAAAAAGUUUGGAAGCGGUAUGAUCGUGUUCUUACUACUUCUGGGAGUUGCAGCCGCUGCAGGAGUUGGCUUCAUUGCUAUGAAGAACAAAUGAGUUUGGUUCUUAUGCCUGACAAUAACGCUGAAGAUAUCUAUUCUUUUCUACUCAAUUCAUUCAAAAGAAAGCAGAAGUCUGUGGGUUGAAUAUUCUUUGAAAAAUAAUCUACUUUAUUAUUUUAUAGCCUUAUAUUUUGUCGAAUACAUUUUACUUUUAGCAAAUACAAAGACAAUAAUGCUUAGACUUUUAACCUUUUUGUGUAGCUGUUUGAACUCGUCCCAAAAAUGUUUUUGUUGUUUUGUCUAUCAAGUUUUUCUUCUCUACAUCAUAUUGCUCUUUGGUGGAGUGUGCACAAUAACAUUUCGUCCUGAUGUUUGUAGGGCUUUCAAUAGUUUUCUCUUUUUUUUUUGGAAGGGAUGGAGUAAUUUUUAUUGGGGCCAUGAUAUAUGAGUAGAACAGUAUAAAAUUCAGUGACCCAUACUUUCCUUUUUUGGCAUGGCAUCCAAGAUACUGCUUUAACUGAAGAAUGCUGAUACAUUUUAAAACAAGGUCAACAGUUCUCAGUUUGUUUGGAUUUGGAUUAUUUAGAGGUCUAGGAAACAUUAUAAAAGAUGAAAUGAAGAAUUUCUCCUUUGAUUCCUCCACACUUUUUUGUCUUGGAUCACCUGAUGCAACCGAGUUGGUUAUAUGAUCAUCAGUAGUUGUAAACAAUGCUGUGUUUGCUGGAACUACAUGGAGAUCUAGCAAGUUAUUGUUGAGUCAUUUAGAGUGUAUACAGCAGAUUGUCAAAAUGGUGAAACUGAAAUACAAUGUCAUCAUAUCUUAAUCUAGAGUGCUUACAAUGAUUUCUCGUUUCGUUGUUUCAUCGACAUCUUUUGUUUCUGUUCUUUCAAAAUUUGAGGAUGAAACUUAGAUAUUUACAUGAUCCGCCAACAUGUUCAAAUUAGUCCUUCAGGGUUUUUGUUUGGUUUUUCAUUUAUAAAGUUUUAUUUGAUUUUGAUAUUCUUUAUUCAGCACUGAUUUUUAACGUUCAUUUUAACACCUUUUGAUGACAAUUGUGUAUUUCUUUCUUUUACUUUGUGCUGAUUGUUGAUGUCUGUUUCUUCUGUCAGUCAGUUUUCUUUACAUGGAGAGGACUAAUAAUGCUGUCUGCUUUCACUUCUUUAUUUUUUUGGACUUUCAUAGUUGUUAAUGAAAUUAAAGGUAUGCUUUGAGAGGUUUUUAUUCUUUGUCUUAACUGGUGUCAAAAAGCAAAAUGUUGUUCUAGUCUCAUUAUCUUAUACCAUGGUUGGUCUUUUAGAUUAUUUAUAAUAAAUACCAAUCAGUUAAGUGCAAGGGUAUUGUAUGUAAUUUUUGCAUAUCUCUUUUCUCAUUUCCAAUUUUAUGCUAGUUGGCAUGAGCUUCAAGUUGACUGACUGUUCUUAUUUAUUGGUAAAAAUCACACAUUUUUUGUUUACAGUGUUCGUCUACAGUGCAGGGGCAGUAUUAAGUUUACAAUUCUAUGUCUUACAUGUAUAUAAGGUUUGAAAGUUUUGUUAUAAUAAAGCAAGUAUACCAGGGGUAGUGCCCAUAGUUUUAACUUUUGUCUAAGAGUAUGCCUGACUUUCUGCGAUUUGCAAUUCACCGAACCAGUACCAUCUUUAUUGUGGCUUAAAUUGCUUGGAAUAUAGACUUAUGAAAGAAGUUGUCCUACCUCUCUAGGCUUUACAGUUUUUUCAUUUCAUCUAUAAUAACCGUCCUUGUCGUCAGCUCAGUGCUAGGAGUAGGUGCUUAAUCUACUCUUUUUUUCUUAGAUCUGAUCAAAUUAUGAGAGUUUCUUCCUAGUUAGUAGAGGGGAACCAGGGACCACUGGCAUGGGAGGGAGCAUCAACAAUUGGUUGAGGACGCUCAUGUUGUGAAUUUUUUUUUAUUUUUUAAGUGCACUUCUUAACUGUUCUCAGCGAUAGGUCUCGUUUCUCUAAACUGUUCUGUUAAGCAGUAUGUCUUUGCGUGUCUCAUCUUCAUAUCUUGUGAUACUGAUUGUUCUCAGUCAAUAGUUCUGACACAGCUGCAGUGGUUCACGACAAAUGGAAUAAAAUGCGAAAGCAUUUUGUUCUAACUGAAGGGGUUAUGAAUAGUAAAAGCCUAUUGUAUCUCUUGAAAUUUAUAGCAAUAUUUUUGGUAGAGUUAUUAUCAUGGACUCCUGAUAAGAUAAUGUCAUGUCUUACUCUUAGUAUAUUUUUAUGCACUGGAGUAAAAACAAAGAAACAACACAUAUAUAUAUAUAUGUAUAUAUAUUUUUAAGGAAUUGAAACACUUUAGCUGUUCAUAGUUCAUGAGACUACAUAUCCAAAGUGCAAAUAGUGGAAGACGUUGUGCCAAUAUUUCAGAACUGUCUUCUACAUUGAUACGUUUGCACAUGUUUUCGUUUUUGAUGUUGGCACAAGGGAAAUUUUAUAAACAGUGCAUAAUUUUCAAAAUGAUGAAGGUGUUGUUUACCGGUAUUCUUAACAAGGUGUUUUGCUCUCAAUCAAUGUGAACUAUAUACAUAAAUUUGUUUUCAUUUGUAUCAAACAUGUUGGUUUCAUGCUGUAGAACUUGCAUAUAUAUAUUCUCCCACUUUUCUGGUAAUGCUAGGGCAUAAAGCACUCUUUGCAUGAGGUAUAUGUUGGUAGGAAAUGAGGCAUGGUACUUAUAUUUUUUCAUUGACUUACUUGGAUUUGCUUGGUUUUAGUUGCACUGGACAGGAUUGCAGUAGAGGCCUUUAUUAGAAAAUUUAAGUGGAUUUAAUGUCAGUAUAAUCCCUGAAUAUGCCUACAGUGCAAUAUUUAUAGUACUAAUAGUUGCAUUAACUGUGUGUCUGUGAUCUUUUUGUUAUGGCACACCUGCCCAUCACUCCCAUGACCAAAAGGGGAAGUUUUCCUCUGAUUCCUCUCUAAUGAUUGGAGUUUCCGGAGAAAAAAAUUAGAGUGUCCAAAAUGCCAGUAGAUCAUGAUUGCGUUUAAAACUGAACGUGGAAAUGUGGCAAAUUAUUGUGUUUUCAAAUACACGCAAAUAAAAAUAGUAUUUUCAAGUCAUUUAUGAUAAGUUGCGCAAAUAUUGCAAAUAACUGUUAUUUUCACGUAAUUUACGAUAAGCUGUGUACGAUCAACAGAAACAGGAAUUCAUGACCAAAAUUGGAUUUUAUGCACAUUCUAUCAGGAUUCUCUGUUGGGCUAAGUACACAAUCAGAGGGCUCUGACAUUGAUUUGUUGGAGGGCAUGGCAGGUCUGUUAUGGGCAACAAGAUUUAUUGAUUAUCAAGUCUCUUGUAUACAAGUUUUCUUCUGAGUCUCCAGGGAUAAAAGAAUUUUUUUGAUUGUCAUAAAUAUUGUUUUCAUUCAUAUGUUUCUGUUCCUGUGUAUAUGUCUUGUACAAAUGUGAAGUUUUGUGUAAGUCUAUGAUGUAUUUGGAUCUCAUGUGUUGUGGAGCAGGGACGUCUGUUGUUUGUGUUGUUGUUACCUGUGUACAUAGACUGCUACAUUCUUUAUAUGUGUAUUUUUUGGUGUGAUUUGUGUUUUUAAUAAUACUUGUAUCUGUUUUUAUUUUAAGUUGUGAAAUAUCCUUAUUUGUUUGUGCUUUAACAAAAGAUACAUAUAAUAAUCUCUCGUAUUUUAUGUUUUGUGGAUAUAAUAUCCUGAUAAGAUAUUACCUGUGGCAGCACCAGUUUGAAUAAGGAGAGUUUCUUCUUUGCUUCUAUCUUCACGUGAUCACGUGACGCUUUCAUAGCAGACAGAUCUAGUUUUCUCCAUGCCAUCGUGCUCAAAUGCAUAAUAAAUGCAGUUUCUCUGUGGGUGUUUCGAAUUUUGUUCACAAUUGUGAGUGCAAUAGCUAGCUGUCUCAUUCUGUAAGAGCAGUGUUGUUCACUGAACUGACAAUAGUGUCACACAGAACACAGUGCAUGUGUGGUCAUUGGUUACCUACCUCCCUAGGGUUUCAAGAAAGUCAGCAUAAAUAUAUGGAUCUGUAAAAAAGAUAUAUGCAGAUCUUUUUCUUUUAACCGUCUCUAGGUUUCAGUAGUUUUGUCCUCUGAAACUGUUUCUCCUUUCUUUUCUAUCCCCCUUUUCAAUAUAUACAUGAUGUAUCACAAAGAGAUGACAUUUUAUUUGUGCAUAAUAUAGUCUAUUAUGUAAGCAGAUUGUACCCACGUACUUUUGACUAAGAAGAUGAAGUAAGAACGAGGAGAAAUUCUUAACAUUAAAACUACUAUGGGUGUAGAUAUCAUUGUGGGGUCCUCUUGAAAGGAUAUUCUGGUACCUGUAUCCUUAGUUAGCCUUAGUACCGGGUAGUUGUAGUACUGUACCACAAGAGCAGCCCAGGAAGGAUAAAGUAUUUUCAGGGGUUUUUUUUAAUGGCAUUAUACAAAUCAGCCGCUGUUACUAUUGGAAUUAAAAGUAUCUGUUAUAUUGAUGCCUCCAGGAUUUAUGAGCAGUGGUUAAUUUUAAUUUUUUGGGUGGCCACUUCAAAUGUUCAGUUUUCCUCUUUCAGUUCAGGUUCUUUUUUUUCUUUUGUUUGUAUUUAUCUUUUUAUUGGCGGCAGUUGGUAUCCUGAUGACUUUCUCCACUCCUCAGUUUACUCGUAUAAUUGAAGUCCGUCACCACUUUUAUAUAUAAAGAACACCUUGUAAAUGUGUACCUUUUGAUUUUAUGAUGACUGAAAGUGUGUGUUUGUUAUCUCCAUGUUAUAUUAUAUAUCACGUGUAUGUAUGUGCGUGUGUGUGCAUAAACUUGGUACUGAUACUUGUUGUGUGGUUUAUCAAUGCGUGCCUGUGUCAUUUUUAACUGUCAAGCAUUGAAAUAAAAGGAGUAGAAGCCUGUUACUUUGCUGAGAACACCAAGUA
Molecule: messenger RNA, 5508 nt
Organism: Aplysia californica (California sea hare)
Lineage: Eukaryota; Metazoa; Mollusca; Gastropoda; Aplysiida; Aplysiidae
Product: synaptojanin-2-binding protein
Exons: 4
Coding region: 277-708 (143 amino acids)
Molecular function (GO): protein binding
Source: RefSeq, a predicted model, not a curated record